Molecule: messenger RNA, 489 nt
Organism: Maylandia zebra (zebra mbuna)
Lineage: Eukaryota; Metazoa; Chordata; Actinopteri; Cichliformes; Cichlidae
Source: RefSeq, a predicted model, not a curated record
GGAGAGGUCUGCUGUCUACAGUGGCCAUCUGUCUGCCAGGUGGACAGUCGAGCACUCACUUUGCUGUAAAUGGAGACAAGGCUCGAGUUGGAUGUUUUGAUAUACCCAGAUGAAGUAAGGAUCGCUACUCCGGAGGAUCUCAGGGACUGGGAGCUGGAAACUGCGAGCCAGGUGUCCAUACCCACCGUCCGGCUCUUUGUUGCACUUUACCCGUACAACCCGGCUGCCAUGUCUCCAAACCACGAGACAGCUGCAGAAGAGCUGCCCUUUGUGCCAGGCCAGAUCAUCAAGGUUACUGGAGACAAAGACGCAGAUGGGUUUUAUCAUGGCAUGUCUCUAACACCAGACCUGAGCGAUGUCACCAGUAUCCCUGACAGUGGGGCUGUUAGACGAAUGGUAGCCUUAUUUGACUAUGAUCCAUGGGAAAACUCACCCAACAUGGACAGGCUGAACUCGGCUUUCGUUCGGGAGAUAUCAUAUAUGUUUUAG